This is a messenger RNA of Empidonax traillii (willow flycatcher), 1493 nucleotides long. It is a transcript of the gene RPS6KB2, whose product is annotated as ribosomal protein S6 kinase B2. The record is from RefSeq and is a predicted model, not a curated record. Gene Ontology annotation, biological process: signal transduction; protein phosphorylation. The coding region runs from base 54 to 1478 and encodes 474 amino acids. NCBI's taxonomy places the organism in Eukaryota, Metazoa, Chordata, Aves, Passeriformes, Tyrannidae. Gene Ontology annotation, molecular function: ATP binding; protein serine/threonine kinase activity. The transcript has 15 exons.
CCGUGGGGCGGGUCCGCGGGGCGGGUCCCGGGGGGGCCCCGUGCGGCGCAGUUAUGGCGGGGGUGUUCGACAUCGACCUGGAGACCGAGGAGGGCAGCGACGGGGACGAGCCCGAGCUGGGCACCGAGAUGGAGCUGGAGCCGCGGGGGAACGGCCUGGAACCGGUGGGACACUACGAAGAGAUUGAGAUCUCGGAGAGCAGUGUCAACAAUGGCCCCGAGCACAUCGGCCCCAGCUGCUUCGAGCUGCUCCGUGUCCUGGGCAAGGGGGGCUAUGGCAAGGUGUUCCAGGUCCGCAAAGUCCAGGGCACCAACACGGGGAAGAUCUUCGCCAUGAAGGUCCUGAAGAAGGCCAAGAUCGCCUGCAACGCCAAGGACACGGCGCACACACGGGCAGAGAGGAACAUCCUGGAGGCCGUCAAGCACCCCUUCAUCGUCGACCUCAUCUACGCCUUCCAGACAGGCGGCAAGCUCUACCUCAUCCUGGAGUGCCUCAGUGGUGGAGAGCUCUUCAUGCAGCUGGAGCGGGAGGGAAUCUUCCUGGAGGACACUGCCUGUUUCUACCUGAGCGAGAUCACGCUGGCUCUGGGUCACCUGCACUCCCAUGGGAUCAUCUACCGGGACCUCAAGCCAGAGAACAUCAUGCUCAACAGCCAAGGUCACGUCAAGCUCACGGAUUUCGGGCUGUGCAAGGAGUCGAUCCAUGAUGGAGCCGUCACCCACACCUUCUGCGGCACCAUUGAGUACAUGGCCCCUGAGAUCCUGGUGAGGAGCGGGCACAACCGGGCAGUGGACUGGUGGAGCCUGGGAGCCCUGAUGUAUGACAUGCUCACCGGAUCGCCCCCGUUCACCGCCGAGAACCGCAAGAAGACCAUCGACAAGAUCCUCAAGGGCAAACUGGUGCUGCCGCCCUACCUGACCCCCGACGCCCGCGACCUCCUCAAGAAGUUCCUCAAGCGAAACCCCAACCAGCGGGUGGGGGGGGGCCCAGGGGACGCAGCCGAUGUGCAGAAACAACCCUUCUUCCGCCACGUCAACUGGGAGGACCUGCUGGCACGCCGGCUGGAUCCCCCCUUCAAACCCUGCCUGCAGUCAGAGGAGGACGUGAGCCAGUUCGACACCCGCUUCACCCGCCAGACCCCUGUUGACAGCCCUGACGAUGCUGCCAUCAGUGAAAGUGCCAACCAGGCCUUCCUGGGCUUCACCUAUGUGGCCCCCUCAGUGCUGGAGAGCAUCAAGGAGGGGUUCUCCUUCCAGCCCAAGGUGCGCUCACCCCGACGCCUCAACAGCAGCCCCCGUACCCCUGUCAGCCCUGUGAAGUUCUCUCCGUUCGAGGCAUUCAAGCCGGUGGUCCCGGGGGACCCUAUGGAGCUGGGACCUCCCCAGGCCCCCCCACCUGAGGGCACGGCCCCCCUGCCCAUCAAACCCUCCGGGGGGGUCAAGAAGCAGAAGGGGGGCCGGGGUCGGGUGCCCAGGUAGGGGUGGGGGGGUGGG